UGUAUAUAAUCAUCCUCCUGAUUUUCCAAAAUGAAAUAAAGGAAAAUCAAAGAGGUUUCUGGUGAAUAGUUCCCGGGAAACAUUGAAAAGAGAGUCACAGUUGGAGGAAGUAGAGUGAUUCAGAAUCAAAGUCCAACUCUUUUCCUUCUUCCUCCAAAUCAUUCUCAACACGUACUCUGUUUUGCUGUGUAUGAAAAAUAUCAGAGAAGCCUUUCCACUCUCCACUGUUUAUGAUAUUUGGUCUGUUUGAAUAGGUUGCCUUUGAGAUAUGAGGGAGAAGGUUGAUACGUAUUCUCCUGUUGGAGUUCUUGAGGACUUCUUUAAGAGUUCAGAUUCCGAAAGCCCCACCAAAGAGCUUAAUCUGGAAUUUGAAAACCAAAAACCAAAGGCGAAUUCCAGGUGGCAUGGACUAGUUACAUUGCUGAAAACCAAAUCCAAGAGGUCAUUGGUCCCAAUGCAUCCUCUGUUGAAACUCUCGAAGAAAAUGAGCAGUAGUAUGAGAGAGAUUAUAACGCCAAAGCUGGAGUCAGAUUCCGAAUACCCUUUCAAAUCACCAUGGAAGAACUUCUCCCUUUAUGAGCUCCAAUCUGCAACGAAGAAUUUCAGCCAAGAAAAUAUGAUUGGAAAGGGGGGUUAUGCUGAGGUUUACAAGGGUUGUUUAGCAAAUGGGCAAUUUGUGGCAAUCAAACGGCUAACCAGGGGAACACCGGAGGAAAUUACCGGCGACUUUUUAUCGGAGAUUGGGAUCAUGGCUCAUGUGAAUCAUCCCAAUACCGCAAAGUUGAUUGGUUAUGGAGUUGAAGGAGGAAUGCACUUGGUCCUUGAAUUGUCUCCACAAGGAAGCUUAGCUUCUGUGCUUUAUGGUUCAAAGGUGAAACUUGAAUGGAAUGUCAGGUACAAAAUAGCAUUAGGUGCAGCUAAGGGUUUACAAUAUCUUCACGAGGGUUGUCAGAGAAGGAUUAUCCACAGAGAUAUUAAGGCUGCAAAUAUUUUGCUUACUGAGGAGUUUGAGGCCAAGAUCUGUGACUUUGGUCUUGCAAAAUGGCUACCAGAGAGUUGGACUCACCAUACUAUUUCAAAAUUCGAAGGCACAUUUGGUUAUCUUGCUCCUGAGUUCUUGUUGCACGGUAUAGUAGAUGAGAAAACUGAUGUAUUUGCCUUUGGUGUGCUGCUGUUGGAACUAGUAACCGGGCGGCGAGCUCUAGAUUACUCCCAACAAAGCCUUGUCUUGUGGGCAAAGCCCUUGCUAAAGAAGAAUGAAAUCAGAGGGUUAGUUGAUCCUUCUCUAGCCAAUGACUACAAUCCUAUACAGAUGAAUCUUGUUUUGUUGGCUGCUUCAUUGUGCAUACAACGAUCCUCAAUAAGACGCCCUAGUAUGAAUCAGGUGUUACUACUUCUGAAUGGCGAUCUUUGCUGCUUGAAGUACAUGAACAGAAGCCGAAUGCCAUUUUUCCGAAAGGCAUUUCGAGAAGACAUAGUUAAUAACAUCGAAGAUCCUUAAAACGCAGAAACAUAUAACCUAAAGAUCAUCCAGAUCUUAACAAGCUUUUUCCGGCCAGGUUCACAUCGAAGGAAUUGGACAUGGAAGUUGGAAUAUGAAUAUGAGUCGACCCGACCCGACCUGUGUUCUACUUUUGUACAUUUCGUAUAAGGGUUUUUGCAACAAAAGGAAAUGUUGUUUUCCAAUCCCAUGUACAUAGAUAUACUCCACUACAGAAUUACAAUCAAAGAAAAGUAUAUAAGUUAUUACUGUAACCCGAAGCUUAAGUUAAGCCAGCAAUCCCCAGCAUUGGUACUUUUGCUCUAGUGAUCAAGUUCAACAUGCAAUUUCUCUCACCUUACCGAUUCUUACGGACAAUUUUUAGUAGUUUUCAUACUAGUUAUUUAGCUGUUCAAAAUAAGAGCGUACGCUUCUUCAGCUUUUAACA
Messenger RNA from Argentina anserina (silverweed cinquefoil), 1928 nucleotides. RefSeq names its product receptor-like cytosolic serine/threonine-protein kinase RBK2. The record is from RefSeq and is a predicted model, not a curated record. Gene Ontology annotation, molecular function: ATP binding; protein kinase activity. The coding region runs from base 269 to 1501 and encodes 410 amino acids. The transcript has 8 exons. Gene Ontology annotation, biological process: protein phosphorylation. NCBI's taxonomy places the organism in Eukaryota, Viridiplantae, Streptophyta, Magnoliopsida, Rosales, Rosaceae.